Molecule: messenger RNA, 5077 nt
Organism: Myxocyprinus asiaticus (Chinese sucker)
Lineage: Eukaryota; Metazoa; Chordata; Actinopteri; Cypriniformes; Catostomidae
Product: cell surface glycoprotein 1-like
Exons: 9
Coding region: 390-2834 (814 amino acids)
Source: RefSeq, a predicted model, not a curated record
AACAAAUUGCCCAUGUUCAAUUUAGUUGCACGUACAAAAUGAUCUAGUGUACAUUUUUAUUCAUAAAGGGCGUUGGUCUAAGUGAUGGAUCAAUCUGAAGAACAUUAAAAGACCUUCACGUUCGCUUCUGCAAAGGUUGGAGUGUUCGGAUAAGCUGACACGCCCCUUAGAGGCUGAAGCAACGGGCUUUACCGACUGCACUCGAGACGUUGCGAAGUACCGGACGGAUUCCUUAGUUGCAUCUUGGUCCAGAGUUGAGGUGGAAAAGAAGUAGAAAGGGGAGAAAGAAGCGCUUGGCGAAGCUAAAUAACGGAAUUUCGUCUUAUUAGCCGGGUUUACAGACCAUCAGUUUGGAGGAUACUGGAAGUGAACUGUAAGCACGAGCCAAUAUGCAGAACCUGAGACUUCUCAUCUUAAGCAUGCUGUUGUGCUCAGCUUUCUCUGCAACUCUGAAAGCCCAUGAAGAUUCCUUGACUCUUUUUUAUGGGGAAGACUUUCACAUCACCAUGCCUGCUGGUGGGGCUGAUGUGUCGUUCAGGCCUUCCGUUGUUACUGGACAUGAGAAGCUGCUGAUGAGUUCAGGGAAGGUGGUGGAUCCUCGUGCCAAACUCAAUGCUGGUUUGAGCCACCUGAUCUUGGAGAAUGUAGGAGAGAGUGAUGAAGGAGUCUAUACUGUCACAUCCAACCAAAACCCUGAGGAUGUUACAAGCAUCAAACUCUAUGUUAGAGAUUGCUCUAGUGAGCAUAUUGUCAAGUAUGGCUCAGAUUUUCAUGUUUCGCUGAAUGAUAUCUCUGAGCCAGUGCAAGUGGACUUUCGCCACAGCACAGUGGAGGCCAAUCAGACGUCCCUGCCAGCCCUGGUAGUGCUGAAUGAUGAUGGAACACCCUGGAACAAUUACCAGGACCGCAUCAGUGUCACUGCUCAAAGGUUCACUCUCCAUGCUGUCACAGAGGCUGAUGAAGGCAGUUACACCUUCAGUGAUUCCAAUGGGAAAGUCAAGAAGAAGAUCUGCCUAAAUGUGAAAGAGCAUCAGAUCUUUGUUACCCUUUCAUUUGGUGGCACUCUGAAAAUAAAUCUGCACUUGAAUAGCUCCUUGGCUCGCCUGUUCUACACCCCAAGCUCUGAUAAACAUAGGUAUUUGAUUAUGGAGAAAGGAGAGCUCAAGCUGCUCCCUAACCUCCUGAAUCUCAAUGAUCGUCUCUUUUUGGAGGAUUCUUUGUGUGUUCUGACGGGUUUGAAGGAAAGUGAUGCUGGAGUUUUCAGUGUGACUGACCUUCAAGGAUUCCUUGUGUCUGAUGUCUACCUGGAGGUGGAAGCAUAUAAGCUUCCUAAACUUUACGUUGCCAUCAUUGCUCUGGUAGCAUUAGUGGUGGUGCUGCUGUUGGUGUGUCUGGUAUCAUGUUUGGUAAAGAUACGCAAACGUGCAGCAAAAGCCAAAGCCAUUGAGGAGAAAGCCCAGAAUGCAGGCAAAGUUGAGAGAGAUGCCUUCAGACAGGUUGUGAAAGAGGCCUGUGCCCAGCAGAACGAUGAAGCUCCACCCCUGUCACAAAAAGAGGAUAUCACUGAGAAAUCACAGAGUACAGAGGUCAGCAUUAAGGGUUUGGAGGUAUCUACUAAAGAGCCAAGCCUCCAAGAAAGGAACCUGGAAACCAGUGACUCUGGAGUAGGCUUUAAUACCACUGGCCUUCCACUUGACAGUGACACUGAUGCACCAACAGCACCCAUAGCAGAUUCUGAUGUAUUAAGUUCUUCUGCUGCUCCUGAUAUCAAAGCCAUUCCCAACCAAAUUCCAGAGCAGAACACUGCUCCAUCACCUCCAAAACCAGCCCCAACUUCUGACAUGAAGCUAGCACCUGCUACCAAGUCAAUGGCUCCUCCACCACCUUCUCCUGAACCCAAACCUCUAGUAACACCUGAACCCAAGCCUGCUGUCACACCAACAGCUGAAGCCAAACCUGCUGUUUCCCCAAAAGCAGAACCCGAAAGCAAACCUGUUGUUACACCUGAACUAAAAUUGACCAUUCCACCAUCACCUGAAGCAAAACCAACCUUAAGUCUGUCUCCAGAACCAAAGCCAGUUCUGACACCUGAUUCAAAACCAAUUAUGAGUCCAACAUCUGCAACCACUGAUGUUAAGCCAAUGCCAAGUCCAACCCUGGAACCUCCCAAAGCAGUAACACCAACACCUGAUGCAAAACCAACCUUAAGCCUGUCUCCAGAACCAAAGUCAGCUCUGACACCUGAUUCAAAACCAAUUAUGAGUCCAACACCUGCAACCACUGAUGUUAAGCCAAUGCCAAGUCCAACCCUGGAACCUCCCAAAGCAGUAACACCAACACCUGAUGCAAAACCAGCCAGUUCCCCGGAUGCCAAACCAGCAGUCUCACCAACCCCUGAUCCAUCUAAAGUUGGCACCCCUGAGCACAAACCUGCAGUGAGCCCAACACCAGAUCCCAAACAAUCAGUCACUGCAGCUCCUGAUCCCAUACCUGCUCUGACUCCGGAUCCUAAACCAGCUACAGUCUCUCCAGUCCCUGAGCUUAAACCAACUUCACCCACUCCACAGUCUAAACCACCUGUCUCGCCAGUUCUCGACCCCAAACCAACCACUAAUGGUACUCCAGAGUCCAAGGCUGACAGUGGGUCCAUCUCUCCUGGGCUGGAUGUGAAGGGCAUGGAGGCAUCUGCUACUACUCCUCCCAAAACCCCUAAUACUGGGAAACGCUCAGUCAAAACUCCUGAGCUCAUCCCUGCUCUGGAAGGAAAACUAGACUCGACUUCUCCCAGUGACAGUGCACCACCCUCAAGCACUGAUGUAGCUGCAACCAACUGAGAUUACAACCGUAGCUUCUUUCCUGUCACCUCCUCGUGUAUUAACCACCAAUCGAGACACUUGACUUAACAACAAAGUAGAGCAAAGUGACUUCCUAAGGGGGUGGGGUUCUUCAGUCUUUUGAGUCUCACUUUUAAUACGAUUAACAUGCAUCAAUAAUACAAUCCACUGUAAAUUCACUCGGUUUACUAAUAUGUAAUUACUCCGUAACAGUAGUGUAACAUACAUGAAGUACAGAUAUAAAGCACUGCAGACCAUACAUAAUUGGCUAAUUUAACCCCCCAAAAAAUGAAAAUUCAUUCAUUAUUUACUCGUAAUGUUGCAAACCCGUAUGAUUUUCUUUCUUAUGCGGAAUAGAAAAUAUCCCGAUCCGUCUUUUUAAUACAAUGGCAGUUGAUAGUGCCUCACUUUAAAACUUUAAAAAAGGGCCCAAAAUUAUCAUAAAAGUAGUUUAUGCAACCAUGUACUGUCCACUGCCAUUGUAUUGAGAAGGCAGAACGAGAUAUUCAUUAAAACAUCUCCAUUUGUGUUCCACAUAAAAAAGACAUGAACGACAUGAAGUUGAGUAAAUUAUUAAAGUAUUUUCAGUUUCGGGUGAAUUAUUUCUUUAAUACAGAAUGAAGGAGGCUGUCUGGGGGAUUUAAGGAAAGUGCACAAAGGCAAAUCUUCCUUCACCGAAAUAAUACAGCAUCACUGCAUGAAGAUAUUGAGAAAAUAUAUUGUAUUAUCUUUUUUUUAUAAUUCAAGAUUACUGCAGUUAAACUUGAAGUACACAGAAGGCACAACUUUCUGGUUUUUGAGGACUGAAAAACUUUGUCAUACUGCAGCACAUGCAAGUCAUCAAGUCAUUAUGACAAAGGACAUGUCUCAGUGUUGCAUCUUUGAAGAAAAGGGAAACAGUAAAGUGAGAAGCCAAACGAAGAUCUUAUGAUGAAGGACAUCUAUUUAGCCAAACUUUGAAAAUCACAACCAAAUUCCAAAGACAAAUCUGUGACUCUGUGCCUGGAGGACAUUUUUGAGAAUCUUCUUCAUUUUAUCCAACCUAAGACACUUCACAUUUCCUGUUCAUUCAAUAACAACAUUUUUUUUGUUGUAAUCUCCUAAGUAAUAUUUCCAUUAGCAAGAUCUGUUACAAAUUUCACUCUUGAAAACACUCAGCGACAACAGUAUCUAUAAGCAAGAUCUUUGAUCUUAUGAAUGAGAUAUGUUCGGAUUGAUAGCUGUCAAUGGUAAGGCUGUUUGCAUAGUUUCUGUCAUUCCAUCAAAAUGAUCUGUUUCUGAUCUAUUCAGAAGGAUGUUUGCAGAUUCUUGUUGCUUGGAGUUGAAGUGAACAAGCUUUGUAUUUAGAUUGUUGCGUCGUGUCUGGUUAAAGGGAUAGUUCACCCAAAAAUGAAAAUUCUGACAUACUUUACUCACGUUGUUCCAACCCCAUAUCUUUCUUUCUUAGGCAGAACACAAAGCGAAAUGUUUUAAUAAAUAUCAUGGCCCAUUUUUUCAAAACAUACAGAUUUAAAAUUUUUGGGAGAAGUAUGCCUUUAAUCUACAAUUCCACAAGUAAUUUUGAAUUUAAAGUUGAAAGACUUCAGUCUCACAUAUCAGUUUACAAAUAUUCAAGGUGCCUCCAGAGGAACCUGAACACCACUGCCUGAUAGUUCAUGUUAUACACUUCCAGGAAUCUGCUCUUAACACACUAUCUAUGGGAGCUUUGUUGUAAUCUUGUAGAUGGUAGCUAAUUCAAUAUGUCUAUCAAGAUCUAGAGCGUGGGCAAAUCUGAUCGAGCAGAGGAUUGUGAGUAGAUUUUCUAACUGCAGAACAUGAUAUCUACCUCACAUUAUAGCCUAACGUAACCCAAGCAACAUUGUAUGGUAUACUGACAUGUAGAUGAAGGCUUUUUGGCAAAGCACAAAGUUUAAAAAAUUUACGAUUUAAGGUUUAAAAUACUAAAUCACGUAUUUUACAAUCUGGCAAUGCCUUCCCCCACACAUCUCUGAAAAUUGCCUUGUUCUUUCCAAACCUUUUACACCUUUUUAAUACCCAUGCAAGGAAAUGAGACUUAAAAGUCAUACAUUCUUAGCUAAAUAUAUACAAAAAAUGUAAAUAUCACAAACACUAGAUGUUAUAUAUAAGGUGCACUGAAACUUUCAAUGGUAAUAAUUAUUACAUACCACUUGACAUAACAGAAUUUGUGACCAAAAAUGCAUAUGUAGUCAAUAAAUGAUAAUUUAUAAUGGCUUAUGAGCACA